Monopterus albus (swamp eel) is the source of this 689-nucleotide messenger RNA. Its product is annotated as nuclear factor 7, ovary-like. The transcript has a single exon. Gene Ontology annotation, molecular function: protein binding. NCBI's taxonomy places the organism in Eukaryota, Metazoa, Chordata, Actinopteri, Synbranchiformes, Synbranchidae. The annotation marks the transcript as partial. The record is from RefSeq and is a predicted model, not a curated record.
UAGAUGUGGCCAAACACCUGGGCAACCUGGCCUUCAACAUCUGGAACAAGAUGAAGGACGUGGUCUCCUACACUCCUGUGAUUCUGGAUCCAAACACUGCUCAUCCAGAACUCAUCCUGUCGGAAGAUCUGACCAGUGUGAGACGUGGACAGAGACAGAAGCUUCCUGAAAACCCAGAGAGGUUUGACACCUUCACAUCUGUCCUGGGCUCUGAGGGCUUUGACUCAGGGACUCACGGCUGGGAAGUUGAAGUAGGAGACAGUACAGGCUGGUUUCUGGGUGUGGCAGCAGAGUCUGUACAGAGGAAAGGGAAAAUUCAGUCUAAAAUAUGGAGAAUAGGAUUAUUUAAUGGUAAAUACAAAGCCUGCUCCCCAUCAGGCCGAUCAGUUUUUCUCUCAGUGCAAACCAAACUUCAGCAGGUCAAAGUUAAUUUGGACCAGGACAAAAGAAAACUGUCCUUCUUUGAUCUCGACACAGACACACACAUACACACCUUCAGAAACAUCAGCACUAAGAAGCUGUUUCCAUACAUUAGCAACAGACAUGAAUCCCCGAUUGAGAUUUUACCAGAGGUUGAUGAAGAUGAGGAUGAGAAUGAAGAUGAUGAGGAUGAGAACAAGAAUAAGGCUGAGGAUAAUGAUGAGGAUGAUGAUAAUGAUGAGGAUGAUGAUGAGGACAAUGAUAAGGAU